AUGUGUUUGUCCUUAUAUAUAACAUAAAAUUACUAGUAAUUAAUUCAAAAUUUUAAUUAAACGAUUUAGAAGAUAUUAUGGAAGUGCAGUGGUUAGAUAUGGGUUGAUUUACAUAUGUGCUCUACUUACAUUUUAUAUGGUUUUUUCAUUUUUAAUUAAUAAAAAUGUGUUUCCGAAUGGUAAUAACGGUGAACGUAAUUUAGAACAUAAAAAUUAUAAAGAACAUUGUGAAAUAAUUCACGUUGGAUUAGUUUGUGCUGGAUACAAUUCCAGUCGAAUAAUAGUGACUUUAUUCAAAUCAAUAUUAUUUCAUCGCCGAAACCCAAUACAUUUUCAUUUGAUGGUUGAUAGGAAAGCAGAUAAAAUAUUAAAACAUUUAUUUAAUUCUUGGAUGUUGCCCGAAGUAAAAGUUACAUUUUACCAGGCUGAGAAUUAUGUUAAGCUAGUUGAAUGGAUCCCAAAUAAACACUAUUCAGGUGUAUUUGGUUUAUUAAAACUUCUAUUCCCACAAAUAUUGUCGAAAAAUCUUUCGAAAAUUAUUACAUUGGAUACAGAUGUUACUAUAUUAACAGAUAUUGCACAAUUGUGGAAACAAUUUGAUAAUUUUACAGAAGAACAGGCAAUUGGAUUAGUUGAAAAUCAAAGCAAUUGGUAUUAUGGUAAAUUAUGGAAUAAUUACAAACCAUGGCCAGCAAUUGGAAGAGGUUUCAAUACUGGUGUAAUGCUAUUGGAUAUAAAUAAAUUGAACAAUCAUAACUGGACAAUGUUAUGGCGUUUAACUGCAGCUCAAUAUUUAGGAACAUACGGAUCAACUGGAUUAGCUGAUCAAGAUAUUUUAAAUGCGAUAAUUACAAACAAUCCACAGUUUUUAUUUCGUUUGCCAUGUUUUUGGAAUGUUCAACUCGGGGAUAAUACUUUGAGUGGUAGUUGUUAUCAUGAUAUCAUUGAUAUUAAAAUAAUUCACUGGAAUUCACCAAGAAAAUUGGAAGUGGAGAACAAAGAUGGUAAUGUUUUACGUGUGUUGUAUCAAACAUUUUUAGAGUAUAAUGGGAAUUUUUUGAGAGCACCAAAAUUCUCAUGUGAUAAUUCUACUAAAAAUUACAUGAAUAUAGAGCCUGAUUCAUUUGAUGAUGAAUGCGACAUAUUAAAAGAAGCACAGAAAAAAGUAUGGCGAACUCACCUGUUUAUUGUGGAUUUCGAUUACGAACCAUCUCUAAAUGGAAAUGACGUCACAUUAGUUACGCAAUUGUCAUUUGAUCGCAUACAAAUGAUUGAGCAGAUUUGUAAUCAUUGGAUUGGUCCUGCUAGUUUUACAUUUUAUGCAACCGAUUCUGAGGUUCAAUACAUUUUAAACUACAUCCAAUCAAUUGAUGUUUUAAAAUAUCGUAAAAAUAUUGCAUAUCAUGUAGUUUAUAAGGAUGGUGAUGUGUAUCCAGUAAAUUAUUUACGAAAUGUUGGACUACAAAAUGUGAACACGCCAUUUGUUUUUUUAACCGAUAUUGAUUUUCUACCAAUGAAUGGAUUGUACUUGUCGUUGAAAAGAUACAUUUUAAAAUGGUUCACAUCAUAUAAAGAUAAAAAGGCUUUAGUAAUUCCAGCAUUUGAAACACAACGAUAUCGAUUUUCGUAUCCACAAACUAAAGAUCAGUUACUAAAUAUGCUCAAUCAAUCAAUGUUAUUUACAUUUCGAUAUCAUGUAUGGACCAAGGGUCACGAAUCUACAAACUAUAAGAAGUGGAAAACAGCAACUCUUCCUUACAAGAUCCAAUGGCAACCAGAUUUUGAGCCAUAUGUUGUGAUACCAAAUAACAGGGAUAUAGUACCAUUGUAUGAUACUCGAUUUGUUGGUUUCGGAUGGAAUAAAGUAUCCCAUAUCAUGGAGUUAAAUGCAUUACAAUACGAGUUUAUAGUAUUGCCUGAUUGUUACACGAUACAUUUACCUCAUGCACCUAGUUACGAUAUUGUAAAAUUUCGCCACUCAACUACGUAUCGACGAUGUUUGAAAGUAUUCAAAGAUGAAUUCAUAAGGGAAUUGAAAAGAAAAUAUUCAAAUACAGAAGAAGCAACAGCAUCAACAGUGGUACCAGCAACAACAAUGAAUUGACGAAAAAAAUACCUAACAUAAAAAUGAAUCUUUAUAUAUUAUAUAAUACGUUUCUCAAAAAGAACUUUGCCAGUUCUUUUUACUUCUAUGAUGCAAAACCUGAAUGUAUACACAGUAUAGUUAUAUAAAUUUUCUUUUAUACAUA
This is a messenger RNA of Chrysoperla carnea, 2249 nucleotides long. Its product is annotated as LARGE xylosyl- and glucuronyltransferase 2-like. The record is from RefSeq and is a predicted model, not a curated record. The transcript is spliced from 12 exons. Lineage: Eukaryota; Metazoa; Arthropoda; Insecta; Neuroptera; Chrysopidae. The coding region runs from base 137 to 2104 and encodes 655 amino acids. Gene Ontology annotation, biological process: protein O-linked glycosylation via mannose. Gene Ontology annotation, molecular function: xylosyltransferase activity; glucuronosyltransferase activity.